AUGCGUGAGAUACUGCAUAUUCAGGUUGGUCAGUGUGGAAACCAGAUCGGGCGCAAGUUCUGGGAAGUGAUCUCCGAGGAGCAUGGGGUCGACGCCCAAGGCUUCUAUCACGGCGACUCGGAGCAGCAGCUCGAACGGAUCAGCGUCUACUACAACGAGGCUAGCACUGGUCGCUAUGUCCCGCGAGCGGUGCUCGUUGACCUUGAGCCAGGGACGAUGGACGCAGUGCGCGCUUCCGAGUACGGUACGCUUUUCCGGCCCGAUAACUUUGUCUACGGUCAGUCCGGUGCUGGGAACAACUGGGCGAAGGGUCACUACACAGAAGGUGCUGAGCUUGUUGACGCAGUGAUGGAUGUUGUUCGUAAGGAGUGUGAGAGCUGCGAGUGUCUGCAGGGAUUUCAGGUUACGCACUCUCUCGGCGGCGGCACUGGUUCCGGCCUUGGGACGCUGCUUAUCAGCAAGAUUCGCGAGGAGUAUCCCGAUCGGAUGAUGUGCACAUACAGCGUGAUGCCGUCCCCAAAAGUGAGUGAUACUGUUGUGGAACCGUACAAUGCAACGCUUUCGAUCCAUCAACUUGUCGAGAACGCUGAUGAGGUAUUCUGCAUUGACAAUGAGGCACUCUACGAUAUUUGCCAGCGCACGCUGAAACUGACGAAUCCAUCAUACGCGGACCUGAACAAGCUGGUUUCCGGUGUGAUGAGUGGAAUCACCUGUUCCCUUCGGUUCCCUGGCCAGCUCAACUCAGAUUUGCGCAAAUUGGCUGUCAAUCUCAUUCCCUUCCCGCGCUUACACUUCUUCUCGGUCUCCUUGGCGCCUCUGACGGCAACUGCAAGCACUGCAUACCGUCACCUGUCUAUUGCGGAUCUGACGCAACAAAUGUUUGAUGCGAAGAACCAGUUUGUGGCCUGUGAUCCACGCCAGGGUCGUUACCUCACAGCAGCGGCUUACUUCCGCGGCUCGCGUAUCUCGACCAAAGAUGUCGAUGAGCAGAUGAGCAUGGUGCAGAGCAAGAACUCGGCGUACUUUGUCGAGUGGAUUCCGCACAAUAUCAAGAGCUCCGUGUGCGGCGUUCCACCGAAGGGUCUCGAUAUGUCCUGCGUGUUCGUCGGCAACACGACUGCCGUGCAAGAGAUCUUCAAACGGGUCGGGGAGCAGUUCUCUGCCAUGUUCCGGCGCAAAGCUUUCCUUCAUUGGUACACAGGCGAAGGCAUGGAUCCCAUGGAGUUCACAGAAGCAGAGAGCAAUAUGAAUGACCUCGUAAGCGAGUACCAACAGUACGAGCAGGCCGUAGCAGAGGACGAAGAUGAAGACGUUGAGCAGGAGUUUGGAGCCUACAGAACUGGCGAAGAGGACAGAACAGCUAUCGAAAGCUCGAUCAUGAGUUAA
This is a messenger RNA of Cyanidioschyzon merolae strain 10D, 1386 nucleotides long. Its product is annotated as beta-tubulin. The coding region runs from base 1 to 1386 and encodes 461 amino acids. NCBI's taxonomy places the organism in Eukaryota, Rhodophyta, Bangiophyceae, Cyanidiales, Cyanidiaceae. The record is from RefSeq and is a predicted model, not a curated record. Gene Ontology annotation, biological process: microtubule cytoskeleton organization; mitotic cell cycle. Gene Ontology annotation, cellular component: microtubule; cytoplasm. Gene Ontology annotation, molecular function: structural constituent of cytoskeleton; GTPase activity; GTP binding. The transcript has a single exon.